Messenger RNA from Penicillium verrucosum, 792 nucleotides. Its product is annotated as putative mitochondrial folate carrier protein Flx1. The record is from RefSeq and is a predicted model, not a curated record. Gene Ontology annotation, biological process: nucleotide transport; folate import into mitochondrion. Gene Ontology annotation, molecular function: FAD transmembrane transporter activity; folic acid transmembrane transporter activity. The transcript has 3 exons. Gene Ontology annotation, cellular component: mitochondrion. The annotation marks the transcript as partial. NCBI's taxonomy places the organism in Eukaryota, Fungi, Ascomycota, Eurotiomycetes, Eurotiales, Aspergillaceae.
AUGGCUUCUCUCGAUCGAUCAUCUUCCCGAUUUGGGAGUUCACUACGAAUCAUUCGCAAUAUCUUCUCUCAUGAGGGUGGCUAUGCCGCUUUUUACCGAGGACUUACCCCCAAUCUUAUCGGAAAUUCCACAAGUUGGGGGUUGUACUUUUUAUGCUACAGCAGCUUGAAGGAUACUAUUCGAGCCUAUCGCGAGGAGAGGGAGCAGAUUCUCACAUCGUCUGAUUAUCUUCUCGCAUCUGGCAGUGCAGGCGUCAUUACGUCGGUCCUCACCAAUCCAAUCUGGGUGAUCAAAACUCGCAUGUUGUCAACAGGUUCGCAUGCUCCAGGGGCAUAUUCUUCGUUUGCAUCCGGGGCCAAACAGAUAUACCAGAUGGAAGGAAUACCCGGCUUCUACCGAGGUCUCAUACCAGCCCUAUUUGGCGUCAGCCAUGGUGCCCUUCAGUUUAUGGCAUAUGAGCAGUUGAAACUCUUCAGAUCCCGGUCGAUGAAUACCAAGGACUCAAUUGAGAGCAACCAUUUGGGCCCCGAGCGGGCACUGGGUAAUUUUGAUUUUUUGGUCAUCUCCGGUCUAUCAAAAGUCUUCGCUGGCAGCGUGACGUAUCCUUACCAAGUAAUUAGGUCCCGGUUGCAAACUUAUGAGGCCCACCUGAUCUACCGUGGGGCCAUUGAUGUCUUUUCCCAGGUAUGGGCCCAAGAGGGGAUUGCGGGUUUCUAUAAGGGUCUUGGUCCAAAUCUGUUCAGGGUCCUUCCAAGUACGUGGGUUACCUUCCUGGUAUACGAGAAUACCAAG